GAAAUUUGCAUUGGAUUAGAAAAAUUGUGGAUAUGAAUAAUAUUUUUGGAGCAGAGAAUUGGCUUUGGUAAAAGACGGGGGUUCCCUUCCAUGGUGACUACAACUCAUAUGCUUCAAUCCCUCACUACUACUGCUCUUCUCAAUCGCACUUCAUCAAGCACCGUAUGCUGCUUCUCAGCCAGGAACGGCGGCCGUAGCGGCGGCUCCAGGUGGGAGAGCAGAACUGGAAAUGGCCAGCAACGGUUCAGAUUUGACGAGGAGGAGCUCCGAGCUAACGGCGGCGAAAAAGAUGCGGAAUUCGGUUUCGGUGCCGCCACCAAGCAGAGGAUUUGGUGGUCCGAUGAUGACUCCUCCCGGGGCGAUGGCUUUGAUGAUGAAUAUGAAGAUUUUGAAGGGUUUGGAGAAUUAGAGGGCUCCAUUGGCUUUUCUUGGAUAUUCAAGGUACUCCAAGCCUUUGGUUGGAUGGUUCCAGCUGUUCUCGUAUCAAUGCUUUUAGGAACAGGGACAAAUACAAUUAUAAUGGCAUUGGUGCUACCCUUAGCCCAAUCUUCUCUUUCUUUAAUAAUGGAUGCAUUUUCAGGAACAUCCUAUGACCGUGCAAGACCAAAGUCCAGGACAAGGAAGCGGCCAUAUGCCAGAGCCAAAGCCAAUGCUAGAACGAGAGAGGGAGAACAAAAUACCCAGAGCGGGAAGGGAGUUAGGGGAUAUGGAUCAAAUGAUGUUUCAAAUGAAAAGGAGGCGAAAACGACGCAAAAUUUUGGUGGAUGGGAUGAACUAGAUAACCCAGGGACUACAUCUGCAAACAAAACGCCUAAAACAACCAGACUGCGGAGUGAAGGCAAAUUGAGCCGGAGAAUAAGCAAGAAAGAAACACCAUUGCUGUUGAGGCUACUCAUCGCGGUCUUCCCAUUCUUGGGAUCCUGGACAAAGGUAUUGUAAUUCUACUGCAUUGUUCUUAUCUGCAACUGUAUUGUAACUCUCACUAUGCUUCACAAAGUUCACAUAGCGUGUAAAGUUAUGGCCAAAUUCAAAAUCUGAAUAACAGUAUAAAGAUUAAAUGUCAAUUAUGGUUCCACGUUCAAUUUAUGCA
Messenger RNA from Ipomoea nil (Japanese morning glory), 1090 nucleotides. RefSeq lists its product as uncharacterized. The record is from RefSeq and is a predicted model, not a curated record. NCBI's taxonomy places the organism in Eukaryota, Viridiplantae, Streptophyta, Magnoliopsida, Solanales, Convolvulaceae. The coding region runs from base 91 to 939 and encodes 282 amino acids. The transcript is spliced from 2 exons.